Molecule: messenger RNA, 2760 nt
Organism: Magallana angulata
Lineage: Eukaryota; Metazoa; Mollusca; Bivalvia; Ostreida; Ostreidae
Product: cell death abnormality protein 1-like
Exons: 7
Coding region: 176-1156 (326 amino acids)
Molecular function (GO): scavenger receptor activity
Source: RefSeq, a predicted model, not a curated record
AUAAAAAUGAUUGUUUUCCUAUCGAUUCAAACGGCAUUCAAGGGGUUACAGUUCAGAUCGUAUUUUACAUAUAGUUUUGCGGAAAUUAUAAUUCGAUCAAUAUUUCUGAUGCUUCUUGCCCUUACAAAAAGGAAAUACGAAGGUUCCUUAAACCUUGUAUAAUAUCGAACCAUAAAUGGACAUGUAUGGUGGCUAUCUUGCAUUCUUCUGUUUUGUUUUAAUAAAUAUUUGCUGUCAGAGGACUGAAUGUUGCAGAAUUUGGGACGAAAAACAUUUGCACUGCAAAGAAUGCUAUCCAGGAUAUCUGGGUUGGAAUUGCUCAGAGCAAUGUCGCUAUCCUAAUUACGGAAGAUUUUGUCAGGAAUUGUGCAAGUGCGAAGAGAAGUUCUGUGACAUCGCCACUGGAUGCAUAGAACCAGACAAGACAAAUUGUCCCCAAGGAUAUCUUGGUCAAAACUGCCAGGAGAGAUGUCGCUAUCCUAACUACGGAAUAGAUUGUCAAGGACUGUGUGAGUGCGAGAAGAAAUUGUGUGAUGUCGCCACUGGAUGCAUUUCACCAGCUGACGAGUGCCCUUCAGGAUAUCUAGGUCAUAACUGUUCAAAACAAUGCAACUAUCCUAAUUACGGAAACCAUUGUCAGGGAUUCUGCGAGUGUGAGGAGCGAUUUUGUGAUAUCGCUAAUGGGUGUUUUUCACAAGACGGAUGCAUUGAUGGAUACAUUGGCGAAGGAUGCAGACAAAGCUGUCAAUAUCCGUCAUAUGGAAAAGAUUGUCAAAAACUAUGUGAAUGUGCCGAAUCUGUUUGCAAUUUUACAACCGGAUGUGACACUUUCAAACAUAAUGUCUUGAAGUUGGACGAGUCCCAUGAAUCAAUGGUGAAACAAAUCACAGGAAACCCCUUAAUGGCGAUCAUUGUUUCAGUAUCUGUCGUGUUCUCUGUCUUAAUGUCAGCUAUCAUCUCACUUGUCAUCUGGCGACUAAAAAGACCAGAUAGGACAAUCAUGAGAGCGUCUUCUCCAGUACAAGAACAACAGACAAUGAACAAAGCAACGACGCUGGGAGCAGCAAACACUUACUGCUUCAAUGACGAUGCUAGACUCAGUCAUUUCUAUAGUUCGCCGAUAGAAAUCUCCACCAGCCUAAAUAACCCAGAAUGACAUUUCAAUGUGUUUCAACGGGAAUGUGUCCCAUGUAAAAAUUCUGAUGCCAAUGUUUGUAAUAGGCACUAAUUGUAUAUACAGAAGGGAGGGUAAAAAAAAGUAACAUUUUACACUUUUUAAAAAGUUGUUAUGAGUAUCAAUCUUUGUAAGUCUCAUUAUUUUUCAAGAAAGAAAAAAAAAUCCAAUAUUUUUUUAUCAGUAUCCUUUAUACGUUUUACCAGUUCAUGUAUCAAGAUAUGCAAGAGUUUAAUAUUCUGAUUUGAGAAGUAAUUUUGUUAACAGAACAGUAUAUUUAAAGGACUAAAAUGGCCCCUUAAAAUGAACAUCAUCAUUUUACUGUAAUUCUUUGUUUUCUUUGUACAGAUAUAUAUGUGAUGUUUUUACAUUAGGUUCAUUUUGAUUCAAAUGCCUAAAAUUUAGAAAUAUGAUAUCAUAAAGACAACCUUUUCCCGCCAUUUUUGCAUUUUUAGCAUAAAACAGCUUGUUUUCAUGCAGUUUUUCUUUCAGAAAACAGAGAGCGCAUGCUUGAUGUUUUAUUCAGAGAUGUAACUAGCCAAACCUAAUAACUAACAAACAAAUUUUCCUUGUUCAAGCAUGCGCUCUAUAUUUUCAAUUCGUUAAAAGAUAAGAAAAAUGUCAAUUUUUGACUGAUUUUGAUUGAAUUAUAGAAAUAACAUCACUUCUGACGUCAUAUACUGCAAGUGAGUGCAAAUAAAUCAAAUAAAUAGGUGAAAAAUAAAUCUUAUAUCAACUCUUCUAAAAAUUAACAUAACAUUUUAUUGUUCCCGGAAACACUUUAAAAAUGGCGAAUUAUGGGGGCCAAAUUCAACUCAUAUCAUAUAAAGUUCUUUUUUGACAUUUCACUCCAAGUUUCACAGAUUGGAAAUUAUGCAUCCUGACAUUAUUAUCAUUGAAAAAAAAAUGUCAAACAAUCAAUAAGAAGUUUUUAUUGAGAAUGGCUAUACCCUGCUAUUUCACGCAUAUAAUCAUUGGGAAGAACGAAAACUCUCACAUCGUUAAAUCAAGAACUAUAAUUUUCACAUUUUCAAUCGUAGCAUACGCGAGAAUCUCUAACCUUCAGUUUCAACUGUUUCCUGAAUCGGACAAUAAAAUUUCCCUCUCACAUACACCUAAUUACAUAAUCUUGCAACUGCCUUCAUUGAUCCAGUUAUCCAUACCUAUUUUAUAUGAUAAAUUGAUACAGUCUUAAAUAUGGUAAUUAGAUUUUAGAUCUAAAUAAAAUCGCACAAAUUCCUUGCUUUAAUAUUUAUACAAUACUAUAUUGUUAUUUUGAACGGAGCUUGUUCUGAUGCAGAUGUUAUUUUCUAGGAUUGAUAGAUUCAUAAUUUUUAUAAAUAUUGCUCAGAUACCUUGUGUCCUCGGUUUUCAAUAAUGUAUAUACAUGGUCUUUAAAAUGUGCAUCAAAAUACAUUUUUAUUAAAACUACUUCACCAUAAUGGCAAUGUUCACUAAUGUAACGUAUUCAGACACUGCUUGUACUUAAUAUGUCAGGUUCCAAUUAAUUGUAUAUUGGCUGAUAAUGGUCAUAAUUAAGUUUGUGUAUUUGAAAAUUCAUGGCUAUAUUAGGCCCCCCCCCCCCC